AUGUCAAACUAUAAUCCAUUACCACAAUCUGAACCGGAGUCUGGCCCGGUGCCUCCUCCUUAUACUGAAGAACGUACUGCAGGAGAUAAUAUCCCCGAUGAUUUCAAAUACAGUACCAACGUUUCGGAAUGUCUGGUUGACUUAAGACACAUGUUUAUACGUAAAGUGUACUCCUUAUUGACUCUCCAAAUCCUAGGUACCAUUAUUACCGGAUUCAUUAUUCGUUCCAGUCCCUCUAUUCAAAACUGGUGCUUCAACAACAUUUGGUUAUGGAUUGUAAGCAUGGUUGGAUCAAUCGGAUUCUUGGUCAGUACUCUAUACAAGGCCAGAUCAUAUCCCACCAAUUUAAUUCUAUUGAGUGGAUUCACUCUAUGUGAGGCCUACGGGAUUGGGUUGGCCACCGCCACCGUGGAAAGUGGUGUGGUGAUACAAGCCCUUGAACUAACCCUUUUGAUCUUUGUUGGUUUAACCAUUUUUGCCUUCCAAACCAAAUACGACUUUAUCAGUUGGCAAGGUUUCACCAGUAUGGGCUUAUGGGUAUUGAUCGGAUGGGGGUUCCUUUUCAUGUUCUUUCCCCAACAUCUGUCAACUGCAGAAUUGAUCUAUUCGGGCUUGGGUGCAUUGAUCUUUAGUAUCUACAUUAUAAUCGAUACCCAGAAAAUCAUUAAAACUUGUCAUUUAGAUGACGAAAUCCCGGCCACCAUUUCUCUCUACUUAGACAUUAUCAACUUGUUUUUGUUUAUCUUGCGUAUCUUGAAUAACGAUAGAAGAGACUAA
Messenger RNA from Hyphopichia burtonii NRRL Y-1933, 777 nucleotides. RefSeq lists its product as uncharacterized. The transcript has a single exon. The record is from RefSeq and is a predicted model, not a curated record. NCBI's taxonomy places the organism in Eukaryota, Fungi, Ascomycota, Pichiomycetes, Serinales, Debaryomycetaceae. Gene Ontology annotation, cellular component: membrane. The coding region runs from base 1 to 777 and encodes 258 amino acids.